GUUGAUUGAUUGAUUUGAUUGACUGAUUGACACGUUGAUUGAUUGAUUUGAUUGACUGAUUGACACGUUGAUUGAUUGAUUUGAUCGACUGAUUGACUCGUUGAUUGGUUGGUUGGUUGAUUGUUUGAUUGGAUUAAUUGAUUGGCGAUCUAUUGAUUGAUUGGAUUGUUAAACCGUGCAAGGAAGGUUCAUCAUGCAGAAAGGGGACGGUGUGGAGACGCCGGUGACUUGGGAAGAUCAACAAAGGAUCAAUACUUUUAACCGUUUAAACACCAAGUUUCACGAGGUGGAUGACGAGAUAACAAGGUGUAAGGAGUCCUUGGCGAACCUUGAAGAUGCCGACAGCGAGCUGAUUCUCACGGAGGAGGAAGAGGUGAGGUACCAGAUGGGCGAAGUGUUCAUGCGUUUGCCAAGAGAGGACGUGCAAGAGCGACUUGAGAAACUGACGGAGGAGACCAAACACACUCUCGUGCGUCUCAUAAAAGAGAAGGAGCAGCUUCUGUCCCAGAUGGCAGAUCUUAAGAAAAUUCUCUACGGGAAGUUCAAAGAUUCCAUCAAUCUUGAGGAAGAUUGAUGAUGGACGAAGAAGAUUCCAUCAAUCCUGUGUCCUUAAACUUCAUUUUUUUAAUCCAUCCAUCAUCUCUGUAAUCUCUCGCCAGCUAUUCUUUCCGGAACCUCUCUCCCCCCCCCCCCUCUUUCUUCUCCAUGGAGUGUUCCUCGCUGUCUACGUAUGUUGACCAAUCAAUCAAUCAAUUGUGAUGCUUGGUCGCUGCGCACUCCUCCUCUCAUUGCUCACCUUCUUCUCGCUCCUGCGUCCCCUUCCUACACUCCCUUCUCUCCCUCUUGCCCGUAUUCCUGACUGCAUUCAUGGAUUUUCACUUUUUUCAGCCACGUGAAUGUCGUGCCUUAAAGGCUCCCUUCGCACCUCUUUCCCGUGGUCCCGACUGUAUUCGUUGAUUUCCACUUUUUUCAGCCACGUGAUUGCUGUGCCUUAGAGGCUGCAGCUGUUUCCUUUUUUUUCUUUUGCUAUUUUUAGGUCGGUGAUGGAUACCUACCUACCAACCUACGUGCCAUCUGAAACUGUUUUCUCUUCUUUUUCUCUCUUCUUUUUUUGGGAGGAGUGCAAUUAGUGAUGUUUGGAACUUAAGGUACUGUAUUUUAUGUCAUCUUCCUUUUCUGGGUUGUUGAUUUUUUCCUGAGUUUUCAGUAAUUCCCAGCCCUCCCCCUUCAGCAGGAUGUGUAUCUGGACGUCUUCUCAUACACAUGGAUGGAGGGUUCCGUUCACGUUUUGUUCUGGUAAGCAAGCCCGUUAAGAGUUGUUUCUUAUUUUGUUGAGUACUCUUCUUCUUUUUCUUCUUCUUCUUCUUCUUCUUCUUCUUCUUCUUCUUCUUCUUCUUCUUCUUCUUCUUCUUCUUCUUCUUCUUCUUAAUGUGGACCAUUUCUCGAUUUACGUGUGUCAUGCUUGCUCAGGGGCCAUUUUAAUCUUCUCUGUUUUGUCUUAAGGGAUUCUUCCUUCUUCUUCUUCUUUCUUCUUCCUUCUUCUUCUUCUUAUUUCUUCUUCUUCUUCUUCUUCUUCUUCUUCUUCUUCUUCUUCUUCUUCUUCGUCUUCUUCGUCUUCUUCGUCUUCUUGAUGUGGACCAUUUCUCGAUUUAUGUGUGUCAUGCUUGCUCAGGGGCUAUUCUAAUGCUCUCUGUCUCGCCUUCAGGGAUGUCCUGAAGGACUCCUUGCUUUGGCUUCUUCCUUGGUUUGAGUUGCGGCGUCACUUUUCUUCUUCCUUGGUUCGAGUUGCGAUGACAUUUUUUCGGGUUUCUGUGUUGCGUUUGCUGAACUUGGCUCUUAAAAAUUCCGAAAUUCUCUUGAAUUUAGGUACGAUUUUUUAACAUACGGUCGAUAUGUGUGACUAUUUUGCUUUUUUUGAACUUCGCAAUAUGAUGGAAGUUGUUGAUGGCGAAGAUGAAGACGAAGGUUUGAAGGAAUGCCGGAGAGAGGAAGAACGAAACGACGCCAAUCACCACGCGUCCACGCGUACAAGUAAUUCAGUAAACUGCAUGGAUAGUAAAGCUCACAAAGUGUU
Messenger RNA from Chara braunii, 2074 nucleotides. Lineage: Eukaryota; Viridiplantae; Streptophyta; Charophyceae; Charales; Characeae. The record is from the annotation of a GenBank genome assembly.